UUAAUUAUAAUAACGUUUACGAUAAAAUACAUUUGUAGUUUUGAAUAUAUUCAAUUCAAAGUAUAAAUUUGAUUUUAUUGAUUGCAUUUCCCGGGCGAAUUGUUCACGGCGCAUGCUCGAAAAUCGCUCGGAAAAUUCGUGACUGCGGCAGCGAAGGCUACAAGUUGAUACAGAUACGUUUCGCUUGACACCAAAAGGAUGGGUAAGGAGAAGACUCACAUUAACAUCGUGGUUAUCGGCCACGUAGACUCAGGCAAGUCCACCACCACUGGCCAUCUCAUCUACAAAUGUGGCGGCAUCGACAAGAGGACUAUCGAGAAGUUCGAAAAGGAGGCUCAGGAAAUGGGCAAGGGUUCCUUCAAGUAUGCUUGGGUAUUAGACAAGCUAAAAGCUGAGCGUGAGAGAGGUAUUACGAUUGACAUAGCGCUUUGGAAAUUCGAAACAGGCAAGUAUUACGUAACCAUCAUCGAUGCGCCCGGUCACAGAGACUUCAUCAAGAACAUGAUCACCGGCACGUCUCAGGCUGACUGCGCGGUUCUGAUCGUGGCUGCGGGUACUGGCGAGUUCGAGGCGGGUAUCAGCAAGAACGGACAGACACGCGAACAUGCUCUCCUCGCCUUCACCCUCGGUGUCAAACAGCUUAUCGUUGGCGUUAACAAGAUGGACUCCACUGAGCCACCAUACCACGAGGCACGCUACGAGGAAAUUAAGAAAGAAGUGUCUUCUUACAUCAAGAAGAUUGGGUACAACCCCGCCACGGUGGCAUUCGUGCCAAUCUCUGGUUGGCACGGCGACAACAUGCUGGAGCCCUCCGACAAAAUGCCCUGGUUCAAGGGCUGGACCAUCGACCGCAAGGAAGGCAAGGUCGAGGGCAAGUGCCUGAUUGAGGCUUUGGACGCGAUCCAACCCCCGUCCCGACCUACGGAGAAACCGCUGCGCUUGCCUCUCCAGGACGUAUACAAGAUAGGAGGUAUAGGCACAGUGCCCGUGGGACGAGUUGAGACUGGAAUCCUCAAGCCUGGAAUGGUGGUGGUGUUUGCACCUGCCGCCAUCACCACUGAGGUGAAGUCAGUGGAGAUGCACCACGAGGCUCUGCAGGAAGCUAUGCCUGGAGACAACGUCGGAUUCAAUGUUAAGAACGUGUCCGUGAAGGAGCUGCGUCGCGGCUACGUCGCUGGCGAUUCCAAGAACGCUCCCCCGAAAGGGGCUUCUGAUUUCACGGCUCAGGUGAUCGUGCUGAACCACCCAGGUCAGAUAAGUAACGGCUACACGCCUGUGCUGGACUGCCACACGGCGCACAUCGCUUGCAAAUUCGCCGAGAUCAAGGAAAAGUGCGACCGCCGUACUGGGAAAACUACGGAGGUGGACCCGAAGUCGAUAAAGUCUGGUGAUGCCGCCAUAGUGACUCUGGUUCCGACUAAAGCGCUGUGUGUAGAGUCGUUCCAAGAGUUCCCGCCGUUGGGCCGUUUUGCUGUGCGCGAUAUGCGUCAGACCGUCGCCGUAGGCGUCAUCAAGAGCGUAACCUUCAAGGAAGUCACAACAGGCAAAAUUACCAAGGCUGCCGAGAAGGCCCAGAAGAAAAAAUAACUAUGGGGCAUCCUAAACAUCGUAGUGCAACCGGCAACCAUCGGCCGCGAGCCGCCCGCGGUCGCGGCCGAUGGUUGCGGAGAGCGCAUUACUGCCCGCUACCCGUUGUCGCUGUUGAGUCCUAGCCGUGUACGACCCCCCCUAGUGUCUCCCCGCAAUCGGAGCUUCUUCACUGGUGACAUCACGCUCGUCCUCUACGUAUGCAUUUAUCAUAGCACGAUAUUAUUAAAGUUAGUUCGUUUUAGUUACGCUUACAUGUUAAGUUUAUAUCUUUAUGAUUAUUUUAGUCGUAAGUUACUCGCCAAGUUUGAGUUUCCGUAUCUGAAAGCUCGUUACGUUUUAUUUUUCCAUCGCAAGGAGUUUAGGAGGAAAAGCAAUGGAUUGGCUAAUACAUUUGUAAACCUUUCCCAUGCACAGAAUAUUCUGACUGCUUCGUGAGUGUCAUCAUCCUGGUACUCCCGUCGAUUUACACUUCUUGAUCAUUUCUGUUAUUAUAAUUUUGUUUAAUAAUAUAAACACUGAUAUUUAGAUAAUUAUUAUAUCCACUCUUAAUACCUAAUUUGAAAUUGUGUUAAUGUUUCAUCUUAACGUAUAAAAUUGUUCUAAUUUGUAUUAAUGAAUAAAAUUCAUUGUAUCUGUUUUUAUUAAGACAUCUAGAUACGUACACAUGUGUAAGUAUAAUCGUAUCUGCUUGUUUCAUUAUUACGGUCGAAGAUUAUUGUAAAGUUAACAUCCAGCGUAGUUAUUGAGGGAAUUUGAUUGUAAAUCAUUCCUCUGUAGUUAGCAGUAUGACUAAAGCGUUAAAAACGUAAUGAUAGAAAAUUUGAAAACUUUGUAAGGCGUAGGUAACGAAUUUUCGGUUCGUAGUAUUUAAAUAGAAACGAGUUAAUUUGACUUCAGAGGGUUUGAAUAAUAUCCAAUAUUUUAAUUAACCCUAUUCAAUAUUUAAUAUUAUCUCCAUACUGAAUGUACCUACUGUUUAGAUACCCUUACAUACGGAAAACAAACUCGACUCAUUUUAAGCUAAAUGUAACUUUGUAAUUUUUUCAAUAAUUUUGUAAAGACCUUGAUCCUGAUAAAACCAAUAAAGAAGCUACUGGUA
Molecule: messenger RNA, 2689 nt
Organism: Spodoptera frugiperda (fall armyworm)
Lineage: Eukaryota; Metazoa; Arthropoda; Insecta; Lepidoptera; Noctuidae
Product: elongation factor 1-alpha 2
Exons: 11
Coding region: 199-1587 (462 amino acids)
Biological process (GO): translation; translational elongation
Molecular function (GO): GTP binding; translation elongation factor activity; GTPase activity
Source: RefSeq, a predicted model, not a curated record